Myodes glareolus (Bank vole) is the source of this 10986-nucleotide messenger RNA. The record is from RefSeq and is a predicted model, not a curated record. Lineage: Eukaryota; Metazoa; Chordata; Mammalia; Rodentia; Cricetidae.
CCUACCCUGUCGUACUGAUCCGGAGCAGUUGGAAAUUCAUGGCAAUACCGCUACAUUCCCACUAGGUGGCGCUGUCACAAAGGACAACGCCGUAUGAGGUUCCUGAACCCGGGAGCCGCAAAAGGCUCUGAUGCAUUUGGGCCAAUUCAGCCUGUGACCUUUUGGCCCUUCUUGCCACCUUUACCUCUGUUGAAGCUGACUGUACCUUGCUUGGUUCUGGGCUGUUCAUUCCCUCGGUGAUGUUAGCAGAAGGCGUCCCUUGACCGAGUUCAACUUUGGAUUUUUAAAGAAAUUCCAUGUUGUUAUUUUAUUUUUGAAGGGGGAGGGCUGGUUUUCUUGUGAUGUGAGCAUCCUAAUCAUUUAGCUACAUACCAUCUUCGUGCACGUGCUCUCAAGCAGGAAGCAUAAAAUGAUGGGGUAGGCCAAACCUAGCAGUGGUCCCCCAACAGUCUAGGAGGGUCCAAGGCCUACAUGGGUAACUUAGUGAGCUUCUGUCUCGGCCGCAUAAGUAAUGAAUAAGAAAAGGCUGGGGAUGUGGUAGGCUGCUUGCCUCGUAUGUGGAAGCCCUGGAUUUGAUACCCUUAUCACGACACAAGAACGAGUAAUGGUAACAGUCUAGUCUACCAAGGACUCUCUGAGCCAGGGAUAUUUCGCAAAUAUUUCUAAUCCUUCCAACAUUGCAAGGUAAGUGUUCUAAUUCUUAUUUUACAGAUGGAGGUCAGGAUAUCUAGAUACUAAGCAGGACUUGUAGGUCUGUGUCCAUGUCCUCUACCCUAUUCUGUCUGCUUACCUGCUUGUUUUAUUUUUUUGUUAUUUGUCAGGGUUUUGCUACGUAGCCCAGGCUGGCUGGAAUCUCAUCCUCCUGCCUCAGCUUCCCAGUGAUGAGCUAGCUGAUAGUCAGGCAUACACCACCUUGCUCAGCCCCUGUUCUGCCUUCCCACAUGCUUUAGAACUUUUUACAGGUCACAUGACUACAGAUCCCAGAAACUGGAACUUGAGACAAGGAAGUGGAACUUCUCUCAGCCUUCAAGUACUGGGAUUACAUAUGCCCAUCAGGCCUGACUCAGGCUUUGUAUAAAAGCUUUAUGUGUAUGCAUAUUUUGCGUGCACAUAUGUAAAUGUACCACAUAUGCGCCUGGUGCCCACAGCCAGGAGAGGGAUUCCCUGGAACUGAAGUUACAGAUGAUCGUGAGCUGCGGUGUGGGCGCUGGGAACAGGAACCCGGUUCUCUGGAAGAAUAAGAAGUGUUCUUAUGUACUGAGCCAUUGUCCUACCCCAUAUGAAAGUUUUAAAUGUAGACAUUUAUUUAUUGUCCUGAAGAGUGAACCCAGAGUCUCACCCAUGUUAGACUUUGCCAUUGAACUACAUCCCAUAAGGGGUUAAUUUGGAAGAAAACAUGAUGAGACAACCGCACAAUAUUACAAACUGGUAAGCCACACCCCACCUUCCAGAGGUACCCACAAAUCGUAGUCUCUGGAGUGUGAUGUCUUCUACUGCUGCUUUGUUGAGUAUCACGGUUCUCUGAUAAACCAUACAUGAAGUCAUACCUAAAAUAAUGGGGCAUAGUGUGACAUCCAGCUGAACUGGCAAUGAGUGGAUAGGUUUGUUUAGUGAAUUCUGGGGCAGGAAAACAGUGAGUAAAAGGUCCCUGCCUUCAUGGAACUCAUGGAAAAGAGAAAUUAUAAAGCCAUAAUCUACAAAUACGGGAAGUGGACAGAUGCUUCCUGAGCACCAGCUGUGUGUGAGGCACUGAAGAAACAGCCCUGAGUGAAGCAGACCCAGUCCGUACAUUCUCAGGGUUAUGUUUGGCCUGGCAGAGCAGAUGCCACACUGCCUAGUGCAGUUUAAUCCUGGUUACCCACAAAGAUAGAAGAGUAAAUAGUGCAGAAAACUGUCCCCUGAUCUUCACCCACUAUGCCAUGGCCUUUGCCUCACCCCCAUAAAUAAAUAAAAACUUAGAGAACCAGACAUUUAUUGCAUGGGCAGACGUUCAAGCACUGAAUUGCAGUUGUAGUGAGUACCUCAAAGGAGAAGACUGGAGGUCUGGGAAGGUGUUCUGAAGAGUGGAUGGAGCAAGAGCCGGCAAGUUCCAAGCAGAAGAGGUGGCAUUAUGGGAAAAGACCAUAGACUCAAUUUAAAUUGUAAUUAGAUAAAUUUAUUAAGACUGCUAGCAGGGUGACAGCCCUCAAAGCCAAAUUGAAGGCAUGCUACGCAGAAUGGGCUAAGGGAAGGGUUUUAAAGGUGACAACCACAACAACCUUGUUUCUGUGAAAUGUGCAGCUGUGUAAAAAACUGCUUCACUCCCCUCAGCUGUGUGAGGAGCUCUCUUCUCCCUGUUCACAGCCAUGAUGGAGGUACCUCCCUCCCCUGUAUACAGUGAUAAGCGGGUUUACAGAAGCCAGAACAAGCUGUUAAUCAGUUCGCGGCAGUUACAUCCUGGGGAGGGUGCAGGUUCCUAGGAGUUCAUCUUUCAGAAAUUUAGGGCAGAGGCUAAUGGCUAUGAAGGAGGUACCUGGUACAGAAUGUAAUUUUCAUAGCCAUCACAUCUUGAAGGAUGUGGCAAGGUGAAGAAACAGAAGAAUAAUAGGUCUUGAAUAGAGGAGAUUAAUGGAGGCAGGGCAGGCAAAGGCUGAAUCUUGGAGCUGUUUAAGAAUUUGAGCUUUUGUAAGCUCUGGGAGGCUCAAAAGGUCAACAGAGCGUUAAGAAGCUGUGGAAGCAAAUGUCAGUACCAGCACCAACAGCUGAGCUUUGCGGGGACUAAGAUUUUGUUCUGAAGGGAAGGAGUUUGGGAAGGAAGACCUAGAAGUUCCUAGACAAAGGGGAUCCAGCACUCAGGAUGCUGAGACAGGAGAUCAUGAAUUUGAUGCCGUCCAGGGCUACACAGACACUUUCUUUAAAAAAAAAAAAAAAGGAAUUGGAGGGAUAUCUCAGUAGUAGAUAGAGGACUUGCUAAGCUUCUGCAACCCCUAGGGUAUACCACGGAUAAAUAAUAGAAUCAAAGAAUACUUACCCUUAUGGAGAGAGGCUUGUGAAAUAGUGAAUGAAGAAGGUUAACUACAAGGUAUAGCAAGCACGAUUUGCUCCCCUUUGCAAAAUAACCAAAAUGUAUGCCUUAUGUUUAUAUUUUUAUACCCAAAAUAUGACAUGAAUGUCCACAGCAGUGUUAUUUUUAAUAGUACUAAAUAGGAAAUAAAUGUCCAUCAGCUGGUCAGUGGUGGCGCACACCUUUAAUCCCAGCACUCGGGAGGCAGAAGCAGGCGGAUCUCUGUGAGUUCGAGGCCAGCCUGGUCUACAAGAGCUAGUUUCAGGACAGGAUCCAAAGCUACAGAGAAACCCUGUCUCAAACAAACAAACAAAGUCCAUCAAUGGUGGAAUGGGUAAAUAUAGUGUAGUCACACAGUGGAAUACUCUACAGUUACGAAGAGUGAAGUACAUCAACAAUGUCCAUAAUUAUCUCAAUAAUUGAUUGUUUGAUCAAUAAAACAGAUACAAAAGAUUAUUAUUCCAUUUAUAUGAAGUCUAACAAGAAAAGUUGACUUCUGCUAUUAGAAGUCAUAAUGGUGGCUCUCUUUUUUUUCCUUUUGGUCAUCUAAGAAAAUUGUGGGUGGGUGUGGUGGUACAUGCCUAGAAUCCCAACACUUGAUAGGUAGUCAGCAGGAUUAGGAAUCCAAGGCCAGCCUCAGCUCUGUUGUGAGUUUGAGAUCAGCCUGGACUUCAUGAAACUCUCAAAAAAAAAUUAUGAUAAAAUACAUAUACCAUAAACUUUGCCAUUUGCAUUCAUACUAUUGUGUAAUCAUUCCCAAUAACUGGUUCCAGAAUUUCAUUUUUUAAUAUUUAGUUUCAUUUUAUGUGUAUGAGUGCUUGCCUGCAUGUGGAUCCACAGGUGUGUGUCUGGGUAUACCAGUGGGUGUGAUGUCUUUGGAGGCCAGCAUCCCCUGAAACCGGAGUUACAAGUGGUUAUGAGCUGUCAUGUGUGUGCUGGAACUCAAACUGGAGACCUGGAAGAGCAGCCAGUGCUUUUAACUACCGAUACAUUGUUCCCGCCCCACUUCCAGAACUUGAAGUAGUGUCAGCUGGGGUCUCUGUCCACGGAGAGGAGAUAAUGACUGGGAGAAGCACCUGGCUAUUGGUAAUUGUUCCUUUAAACAAAAUUUCUCUCUUGAUGCGGAUGUAUCCAGAUAAACUGACUAUACUUCUCUGUGUGAAGUUAUACCUAAAUAAUUGUAGAUACAUAGUUUUGCUGAGUGGUUGUCUCUCCCCUUAGAGGUAGUACUCUUGAGUCCUCUUUGCUUUGCUAAUUGUAUUAUUUUAGUUCUUUAUGAACACAAGUAUUACUCUGGCAACAAACUUUUAAAAUGUAAAUCACUUUAAAUAAAGGAAAUACAAUGUUUUCAAAAGAAAAUAUUUCUUGUAAUCCGAGGCACUAGAACUCUGCUUACUUAUGUUUGUGUCAUGGUUGACAUUUCUGUGUUUGCCCCAACCCUAUAUGGUUCUUUAUCUCUCCUGUCACCUCUCUUCCUGGGUACUGAUGAGGAGGGAGGGUGGCCCACUCUCCUUCAUCACUGGUGAUUAUCUCCGCAGAUUUAUCCUUGCUAAACUAGAAGUAAACUUGAAGCAAAAACUAAAGUUUUGAGAAGAUAACAUAAAGACCAAGGUAUACAGGCUACCUGGACUGGCAAGAUCUAGAAGUCUGUCAUCUAGAAGGAAAUUAAUGGUCCCCCUAGUCUGUGAUAAAAAGGGUGAGUGGCCCUUAGUGGCCAUCAGGAAAAGAGGAAGCACUCCAGGAAAUUUAGCAACAGGAGGCAUUGCCAGCCACCUUCAACCACGCUUCACCGCCUGGAGAUGCUGUCUCAGGACUGGAAUAACUAAGCUAGCCUUGCCCUAUGAUUCGUCUCACUUUCAUUUACGUCCUACCCAGUCCCUGUUAGGCUCCUGCUCCCUGCUCCCAGUUCCCACGUUCCUCUAUGGUUUCCAGAGCAGUCAUCACAAUGGCUGCUAAUCUGCUGCCACUGUGGUCUCUUUAAUAACUGGAACUAAGUCUUUUUGAUCACUGCCUCCACAGCUCCAAACAAUUCCGGGCUCACAGGUCAUACUCAAUCCAUGUUGAUCUAAAUUGCUGGAGACAUAUCCUACCCUUGAGCCUUUCCCCAAGUGGUAUGACUGCACACUCUGGUGUUCAGUUCUCUUCUGAAGAAAUUAUUCCCCAUGCAGACCCUGCAUUUAUUCUGCACCUAUGGCGUAGAUCUAAACCCACCUCCACAUGCACUGUGGAUGUUCUCCCUCCCCAUCACCUUGCUGCUUCUACUGCACUUUCCUGCCUUUGCCCUUCAAACUCUUCCCCAUACCGUUUUCUUCCCAUGCUGGGGAUUGAAUUCAAGGCUUUGCACAUGCUAGGUGAGCACUCUGUCACCAAGCUGCAUCACUAACUCCUGGACUCCCCAAAUCUGAGCCCUUGUUAAGUUGCUUCUGCCUGAAUUUAUAGACAGGAAUUUCCCAUACACAAUAAAACAUGUCUGUCAUGCAUUAUCAUUUUCCAGCUAAGCCCUCAUCUUAAGCCCUGUGCUAGUUCCUGUUCUAGUUGGAAAGGCAGUGCUGCUGUAGAAGGAUUUCAUUAUGGAAGGGCCUAACAAGGUACCUAACUCAGUCCUUUCUCAGUCAUAGUUUCCCCGAGGAACUGAAAUUCCUGUGAGCACUCAAGUUUAAAUAGAAGGAAUUGGGGGCAGUGGGGUGAUAAAAGAGCUGAAGAAAACUAUAUGUUUAAGAGGCCAAGGACUGGGAGGAUCCAAGGAUCCUGAAGACAUUGCAAAUAGCUGAGUGUGGAGCCGAGGACGGUGUGCCCAGGUGAGGUUGGGGUGCAGGCAUUGAUGGAAUGAAAGAAGCCUUGCUCCCUGCUAAGUUUGCUUCAGACAGGAGUCUUUUUGGUUGAAAGUGACCACUGAUCUGCUAAGAAAAAAGGGGUCCUAUAUGGGCUCAGUAGCUAAAAGUUCAGGGCUUUCAAGAUCAAAGAUGUCAUUGAGUUUUGACAUAUCUCUCAUCUUUGCUCUCCUUUGUGUUUGCUUCAUUCUUUUCUCUGUGAAAUGGUCCCCUGAUCUCCCCAAAACACAGAAGGCGACUGCAGUGGAAGGGACCAUUGAUAUUGGCGGCUUAUCCAUAUGUCAGAACCUUCAAGGCUACCUUCUUUUCAGGAGGUCUAGACCUUUCUAGCUUAGAUUCCCCCCCAGAGGUUGGCAAGAUCUUGGCCUUAUAGAAACUUAUGAAAGCAGAGAAAGGGACAGGUGAAGGGACUCUAUUCCAAAACUCCAAAGCAAUUUGCUUUUUUACACUAGCCAGCCUCCUGUUCCCAGCUUCUUUGUCCCAGGUCCUAACAUGCAUAUUCUCUGUCUCAUCCUUUGCUUUUCCGAAGAGCAGAAUCAUUAGUUUGGGUAAGAACAUAAAGAAGGACGGUAACCUUAGAAACCCACCCCACGUCCUAAGAGAGCGUGACCUACUUGUCUCCCACCCACUCUCGCUCCCUCCCAGUCCUACUCAAACCUUGCCAAGUCCUGCCCCAAGUUCGGGGCAUUUGAACUUGUCCAUUGAGCAGAGAGAGAGAGGGUCGCUUUCUCCUCACACGCAGGCCCAGCCAAAGAGCAUCCCACUCAGGGACCACCUUUUUUUCCCUGGGAUCCCGCGCUUCCGCCUCCGGGGCGGAGACUCCUCCCCUCGCAGUCCCAGUUGUGUUCCCUGGAAGAGCCGCCGGAACCGGCACCGGUGAGAAGCCGGGUCCUCCUUGCGUUCUAGGAACCGUUCAGUCCUGAAGGCCGAGAGCCCCACCCGGAAUUCGGCGGCUGCGCGGCUUCAGCACCGCGGACAGCGCUCUGUCUGCAGCCCCUACUGUCUGCGGCGAAGCCGCGCUAUGCUGGCGGCAUGGCCCGGCACUCCAGCUAUAUGGCGCUGCUGCUCAGCUUCGGCCUUCUCUGGCUGUGUUCAGAGGUUUUGGCUACCGACACAGAGGAGCGGCUAGUGGAGCACCUCCUGGAUCCCUCCCGCUACAACAAGCUGAUCCGUCCAGCCACAAACGGCUCCGAGCUGGUCACUGUUCAGCUCAUGGUAUCUCUGGCCCAGCUUAUCAGUGUGCAUGAACGGGAGCAGAUCAUGACCACCAAUGUCUGGCUGACCCAGGAGUGGGAAGAUUAUCGCCUCACCUGGAAGCCCGAGGACUUCGACAAUAUGAAGAAAGUCCGGCUCCCUUCCAAACACAUCUGGCUCCCAGAUGUGGUCCUAUACAACAAUGCGGACGGCAUGUACGAGGUGUCCUUCUAUUCCAAUGCGGUGGUCUCCUAUGAUGGCAGCAUCUUUUGGCUACCGCCUGCCAUCUACAAAAGUGCAUGCAAGAUUGAGGUGAAGCACUUCCCGUUUGACCAGCAGAAUUGCACAAUGAAGUUCCGCUCAUGGACCUACGACCGCACAGAGAUCGACCUGGUCCUCAAAAGUGAUGUGGCCAGCCUGGAUGACUUCACACCCAGUGGGGAGUGGGACAUAAUUGCGCUGCCAGGCCGGCGCAACGAGAACCCAGACGACUCCACCUAUGUGGACAUCACCUAUGACUUCAUCAUUCGGCGCAAGCCGCUCUUCUACACAAUCAACCUCAUCAUCCCCUGCGUUCUCAUCACCUCGCUGGCCAUCCUGGUCUUCUACUUGCCCUCGGACUGUGGUGAGAAGAUGACACUUUGCAUCUCUGUGCUGCUGGCGCUCACGGUAUUCCUGCUGCUCAUCUCCAAGAUUGUGCCUCCCACCUCCCUCGAUGUACCGCUGGUGGGAAAGUACCUCAUGUUCACCAUGGUGCUUGUCACCUUCUCCAUCGUCACUAGCGUGUGUGUGCUCAAUGUACACCACCGCUCGCCCACCACACACACCAUGGCUCCCUGGGUCAAGGUGGUCUUCCUGGAGAAGUUGCCCACCCUGCUCUUCCUGCAGCAGCCACGCCACCGCUGUGCUCGUCAGCGCCUGCGCCUGCGGAGGCGCCAGCGGGAACGCGAAGGGGCAGGCGCGGUCUUCUUCCGUGAGGGCCCUGCCACUGACCCAUGCACCUGCUUUGUCAACCCCACGUCAGUGAAAGGCUUGGCUGGGGCUUUUGGGACUGAGCCCACGCCUGCAGCAGGCCCGGGGCACUCGGCGGGGCCUUGCAGCUGCGGCCUCCGAGAGGCAGUGGACGGCGUACGCUUCAUUGCAGACCACAUGCGAAGUGAGGAUGAUGACCAGAGCGUGAGGGAGGACUGGAAAUAUGUUGCCAUGGUGAUCGACCGCCUGUUCCUCUGGAUCUUUGUCUUUGUCUGUGUCUUUGGCACCAUCGGCAUGUUCCUGCAGCCUCUCUUCCAGAACUAUACUGCCACUACCUUCCUCCACCCUGACCACUCAGCUCCCAGCUCCAAGUGAGGCCUCAUUCAUCUGCAGCUCCUCCCUGUGACCCCUGGGGUUCAAUAGUACUGGGUGGAAGAUGGCUCCAUCCCCACUCCACUGAAGACCUGCUUCACACACCCACUCACACGUAGCCCUCCAGCCUGGAGGCUGGGCCAGCUGCUCUCCUUCCCCUCCUCAGCUGAUUCAGGCAGUAGUGCUAAUGGUGGGAGCCAAGGCUGGUAAGUAGAAGUCAGAGGUCUCAGAGCCAUCCACAUUGAGAAGGAUGUUGGAGGAGGGACCAAGAAAGGAACAGAGUUAUCUAUGGCCUCCAAGUCAUGGGAGAAGAGGAGGUGAGAAGAGGGGCUCAGAUCCUCCAGCCAGGCCGACAGUGGAGACCACUGAGAUAGGAGUGGGGAGUGUGGCCAAUAGUUGGCACGCAGUCACUUAUGUGCACAGCAGCUGAUCUGGAAGGAUCGCAGUUUCAGGGGGUCCUCCUGAGAGCUUCAGCUGACCCUACAGCAUCCCAGGGAGCUGCAGCUUAGUCUCUCGGCCUGUACGUUGGAGGACUCCAGAGCCCAGCUCCAGGCUCCCUUCUGCCAGUGCAGAAUCUCUGCAUGCUUCAUUUCUCUCUCUGUCUCUCACUUGGGAAGGUGAGAUGUUAGAGGGACCUCUGACGGUCGUGAGCUAAGUGAGAAUUCUAGGUAGUCUCAGAAGAAUCUUCCGGAGCUGGAUUCCAGUAGGAGCCAAGUUACAGACCCAGAGCAGGCCUGGAAGGUGAGCGAACCCCCUCCUUGCUCCAAGGCCACGGACUGCUGGACAGACACUGUGAAAUGAAUGGCACCUCGCUGCACUUCCCAGCCGUCAGGGGCGCUCGUGGGCAUCUCUGCUUGGUGGCAGGAGGGACCUCCUCCUACUAGAACAAGAAAUUGCCUGUAGAAGGCCUCGCUCCCCAAACUUCCAGCCCCAGAGAAAGCACCCUGGCAUCAGAAGCAGCACCUGGAAAGACAGUGCACCUCUGGAGGGCACUGCAGGCUUUCCAGGCUCCAGGAGACACACCAGCUGCUGCUGUGCCCACCUUGACUAAAGUAACUGGCUGUCAACUACCUCCUGUAACUGGCUGUUGUGCAAAUUAGUCACCAGCCAGGUCUGCAAGGUCAGUGAGGCGUUUGUCCGACUCUUCUCCGUGUACUGUUUAACAUAUCAGGUAAACAGUGCCCAUCUUAGAACUUGCUCUCAGCAUUUGUACAGUGGGAACAGAGGUUGGCAGGGCUGUGAUGGGUGGGAGGGACCCGUGUGGAUGAAGGAUCCUGAGGAUACGCUGUCCCCCCACAUUGGGUGUAACCUUUUGAAGAAGAGACUGCAGUAAGGGAGAGGAGGUAGGAGGCCAUCCUGUGUCAGAGCAGUGUGAACCCUAAAAGAUACUGGGAGGCUUUGGGGGAAGCUCAGUCCCUGCCACUUUGCGGCCUUCUGUCUCUCCUCCGUGAGCUGUCUCUGAAGAGAAUCAGGUGAUGAGUUUGUUGAGCCUGCAUGGGAAUCUGGGACAGGGUGACCUGGGAGUGGCAGUGGAGAAAGGAGUUGGGGACUCCCAUCAGCAACCAAGCUCCAGUAAGCUGGCGACCACCUGGCCUGGAAACAUGGCCCGCAGACUCCCUGCCACGGUGGAGACCUGCCAGUCUGGAGCAGCUGGUGCCAAGGGUGAGGAAAGCCAAAACCAAACAGGACACAGGACCCUCCAGAGUUUUCUUUUGUUGUUGUUGUUGUUGGGGUGGAGAUUAAGUGGAAAAGAAGGACUUCCUUGUAAUUCCUUGUAAGGAACAAGAACAGAGAGGGACUGGCCGCUGCUCCUGUCCUCUGGGACUCUGCCUCCGACAGUCCCAAGAGAAGCAAGCUCCAGAAAGACCAGGGGCAGCAGCAGAGCAUGUCUUCAGAGAGCCUGGUACCUGCUCCCUGCCUGUCACCUUGGCCUCCUGGGGAGGAAAGCUAAGGCCUUUAGAGCUGUCUGAACUGUCCCCCAAGCAGAGUGACACGGUCCCUGUCUGUUGUCACUUUCUGCUUCCAGGCAGAAAUGGCUGUUGAGCCCCUCUUACGUUGGCCAGCUUCCCACUCACCAAACCCAACUGGACAGGACAACGGUCACUUUGUAGUAAUUAUCCCAUCAUGUCUGAGAAGUCGGUCAGUGUGCUGGUCACGUGCUUCCCAAAGGACUAAAACUUUGGGAAUUGGUAGGUUCCUCACCCACCCACACCCAGUACACUCAUCUCUGUGCCGUCCCUGUGCCCUUGUCUCCACUCCCGGAAUAUGUGCAGUGGUCCACAUCACUUUCCCUAAACCUGUGCCCCCACCCCUACUGCCCACCCCUGUAGCUGGACUCAUUCCUCUUAAAAAUUGUUUCUAAAUAUGCCUUGUUACUUUGUUCUGUUUGGGGAGAAGGACACUAACCCUUCCAGACAAGAUUGACAGAAUAGAAGGGGUGAAUGCUAGAGAACCCCCACUCGGGCAAGACAUUGAAAAGCCAGAACAGACGGAGUGGCAGCAAGUCCUGCCAGCCAGUGUUAUCUGUCUCAUUUACCAGAAGCAAAAGAAAUGGCCUGGGGGCUGAGCGGAGGG